AGCAACAGGUGAAAUUUGAUCUUAAACUGCGUUUCAGUUUUGGAAUCAAACAGGAAGAAUAAACGAACCGGGCCUCUCCAGGGUAACUCCCACAUCCCGGCAUUCCAGUCUGACACCACACCUUUAUAGUCAAGGAAUCGCAAUGGCUGAAGACCAGAUGGUAACAUCAGCUCAGCACUAUUUGGAAUGCGGCAAUGAAGGUUGUGGGAAGAACUGCCAGUUUUACUGCAAUCCAUGUCACAGAAGAUUGUGUGAAGAAUGCAAAGAUGAACAUCAGAGGAAUCCAAUGACAAAGCCUCACGAAGUAGUCCUAUUUAAUCAACGUAAACGUCAACUUCCGGUGAAGAAAUGCACGCUCCAUCCUACUCGAAAUAUAGAUAUUCUUUGCAAAGAAUGCAAUGUGCCCUUGUGUUCCAAGUGCUCAACGAUGGAAAAACACCAAGGACAUACAUUCAAUGAUCUGGAGGACAUCUUUGCAGGGAAGAUUGAAUCUAAUGGUAAGAAAAUCUCCGAAAUCCGAGGAUAUUUCCUCCCAACAGCACAAGACUUGAAAAAGGAAACCGAGGAAGAUGGCAAAGAAAUAAAGAAGAUUAUGGACAGCAUUAGAGAUUCUAUAAAAGAUGAAGCCGAGUCUCUCAAGAGUCUGGUAGACAAAGCAACUUCAGAAAAAUUGGAACGUGCCAAUUCUAUUGAAGAUUCACUUCUCAAACAGUUAAAACCACAAGAAACAACUUAUAAAGAAUACAUUGCAUACCUUGAAACACUUGUUGGGGAUCUUCGUGGCAACUUUCCCAUAACCGAUGGCGGAGGUUCAUCUGUUGCAUGCAGCCUGGAGAUCAAACCCAUACCAGAAACAACCAAACCUAAUCUACCGAAAUACAGAUUUGGCCAAUUCAGCAAAGAUAAUGUUGGCAAAUUACUUGGAAGUAUAGUUGUUCCUAGCGUUAAAGAGGAAAAAAGAAAAAUAAAACCCAUGGAAAAGGAUUCUUCUUCACAGUUGAAUCCUGCAGGGGCGCAGGGAGAACUAGAACAAAGAGCUGACGCGAUUAAGAGGCCAAUUGUCUCUGAGGUGAGGGCGUUCAAAGUACCAGGUGUGGACAGCACUUGGUAUUUGUCUGUGGAUAAAUCAGGCAGAGUCUGGGCCAGUGAUGAUGGUGGUAACCUUGUCCAAACAGACCCAGAAGGGAAUCAGCUACAGAAGAUACAAACCAGUGGUAAAGAUGAGGGCUACCACACAGUCACACCGACCGGGGACCUGCUCUACGCAGACAAGAUCAAAAAAAUUAUCAAUAAGAUACCACAGAGUAAUAGAAUCAGUAAAUUUUUUAAAACGGGGGACUGGGAACCACUCAGCAUUCACUCCUCCCACAUCAACGGGGACGUACUGGUGGGCAUGAGAAAGGACCGGGAGGCUAAAGUCACCAGGUAUAAAAACGGGAAAGAAAUACAGAACAUACAGAUGGAUAACAAACGUCAAGCUAUGUAUAAUUCUCCAUUGUACAUCACAGAAAACGACAAUGGAAAUAUAUGCGCAUCCGACGAUGAAAAGCAAGCGGUAGUAGUGGUCAGUAAAGCAGGACAACACAGGUUCUCCUAUAGAGGCCAAGAGCCAGAAUUCCAUCCUUAUGGAAUAUGCACCGACUGUUCUGGAAACAUCCUAAUUAGUGUUGGGCUUUUAUCAAAUGGCACAGUAGAAAUCAUAAGCCAGGACGGUCAUUUUCUGAGUCGGCUAUUCGCAAUGGACCAAGAGAUAACGUCUCCACGUUGUGUAUGUGUGAGUGAUAAAAAUAAUCUGUAUGUUGGACAAGAAAUGUCUAACAAGGUGAAAGUGUUCAAGUAUGAAUUUAAGUAACUCUCAAUAUUUACAGAACCUAGAAGACAGCAAGCUUGCAGAGACUCCUUUUGUUAGAUAAAACAUGGACAACUUUUGACUGAAUGUGAGCUAUAACAGUAAAAAAAACCAUGAACCUUAAAAGGCCAAGGUUAUGUUUGAUUGUGAGUGAUUUCGAUGUUUUGAUUUGUCGUUUUUAAUUUUUUUUUAUAUUUUGGCAUAUUUCAAUAUAUUCGUAGUUAUGCAUUUAUCUCUAUUGCAUGCACCUAUUUUAAAAUAAAUCUACAAUAUUCUACAUGUUAAGAAAGAUUGAAAUGCGACUUUAAAUAGUGUUCAACUGACCUGAAAAAAUAAAAUAAAAUGCUGUUAUCGGCA
Molecule: messenger RNA, 2206 nt
Organism: Magallana angulata
Lineage: Eukaryota; Metazoa; Mollusca; Bivalvia; Ostreida; Ostreidae
Exons: 2
Coding region: 143-1852 (569 amino acids)
Molecular function (GO): zinc ion binding
Source: RefSeq, a predicted model, not a curated record